UUGAGUUGUUUGGGAUCAUGGGGGAUUUUGUAGUGAGGAAUUUGUUUCCUGUGCUGGUGUUAGUUGGAGCUGUUUGUUGCUUUGAAACUUGGCAACAGCUACUGAGCCAGAGGUUUCCAUGGAGAAUAGUGAGAGCCACCCCUGUGCUUGAGAGAGUCCCUCCUCAUGGGUCUCCCAUUGGUUCCAGUUUCAGAAUGUCUGAGGGUGGGAGUGUGUCUCCACUGCAGACUGUGAUGGUACAGUGUGGAGAGCACAACCUGCUGGUCAGGGCACAGUUGGAUUUAUUUGGAACCAGGCACCUGAUUAAAGCUGCUGACCUGACCCUGGGGACAGCAGGUUGUCGGCCAACCAGGAUCGACCCUGAGAACCACACUGUCCUCUUUGACUAUGGCCUGCAUGAGUGUGGUAGCAGCUUGCAGAUGACUGGAGAUUUCCUGAUCUACACCACCCACCUGACCCACAUCCCAAACUAUGCUGGAUCUGUCAUUGUGAGAACCAACGGAGCUGUCAUUCCCAUUGUGUGUCGUUAUUUGAGGAAGGGCAAUGUGAGCAGUAACCCCAUCAAACCCACCUGGAUCCCAUUCAGCUCCACCAGGUCUGGAGAAGGGCAUCUGGCAUUCUCCCUGCGUCUAAUGAAUGGUAUGUGA
Rhincodon typus (whale shark) is the source of this 647-nucleotide messenger RNA. Its product is annotated as zona pellucida sperm-binding protein 3-like. Gene Ontology annotation, biological process: egg coat formation; binding of sperm to zona pellucida; positive regulation of acrosome reaction. Gene Ontology annotation, cellular component: extracellular matrix. The transcript has 3 exons. The coding region runs from base 18 to 647 and encodes 209 amino acids. The record is from RefSeq and is a predicted model, not a curated record. Gene Ontology annotation, molecular function: acrosin binding. NCBI's taxonomy places the organism in Eukaryota, Metazoa, Chordata, Chondrichthyes, Orectolobiformes, Rhincodontidae.